GUGAUCAUCUUGGGGUGGGAUGGGGGGGUGCCCAGGACUGGAAAGGCCGCCUCUACCCCGCUGAUCCCCACCGCCCAACUUUACGUGGGGCUAGAAAGACCGCGUCUCACUGCCCGCUGCCUGACCGACAGGGGGUUUUGAAGACCAUGAUCACAUGGAUGCACCUAACUAAAUGCUACCUGGGGACAUGGUGGUUCUUUAGAGAACACAUCUAAAUUACUAACUGAUUCCUUGGUGUACCACUCAACAUAGGACAUCAUUUGAUUUUAACUCUCAGAAAUCUCCUAAAUUUUCCCCACCAUGCUAUCUUUAUUAGCUUGAACUCCUUCCCUAAAAUGGUCCUUCUGUUGAUCCUGUCAGUCCUGCUUUUGAAAGAAGAUGUCCGUGGGAGCGCACAGUCCAGUGAGAGGAGGGUGGUGGCUCACAUGCCAGGCGACAUCAUUAUUGGAGCUCUUUUUUCUGUCCACCAUCAGCCUACUGUGGACAAAGUUCAUGAGAGGAAGUGUGGGGCAGUCCGUGAACAGUAUGGCAUUCAGAGAGUGGAGGCCAUGCUGCACACCUUGGAAAGAAUCAAUUCAGACCCCACACUCUUGCCCAACAUCACACUUGGCUGUGAAAUAAGGGAUUCCUGCUGGCAUUCAGCUGUGGCCCUAGAGCAGAGCAUUGAGUUUAUAAGAGAUUCCCUCAUUUCUUCAGAAGAGGAAGAGGGCUUGGUACGCUGUGUGGAUGGCUCUUCCUCUUCUUUCCGCUCCAAGAAGCCCAUAGUAGGGGUCAUUGGGCCUGGCUCCAGUUCUGUGGCCAUUCAAGUCCAGAACUUGCUCCAACUUUUCAACAUACCUCAGAUUGCUUACUCAGCAACCAGCAUGGAUCUGAGUGACAAGACUUUGUUCAAGUACUUCAUGAGAGUUGUGCCUUCAGAUGCCCAGCAGGCACGAGCCAUGGUGGACAUAGUGAAGAGAUACAACUGGACCUAUGUAUCAGCGGUGCACACAGAAGGCAACUAUGGUGAAAGUGGAAUGGAAGCCUUCAAAGAUAUGUCAGCCAAGGAAGGGAUUUGCAUUGCCCACUCUUAUAAAAUCUACAGCAAUGCUGGGGAGCAGAGCUUCGACAAGUUGCUGAAAAAACUCAGAAGUCACUUGCCCAAGGCACGGGUGGUGGCCUGCUUCUGUGAGGGCAUGACAGUGAGAGGUCUGCUGAUGGCUAUGAGACGCCUGGGUCUUGCAGGAGAAUUUCUGCUUCUGGGCAGUGAUGGCUGGGCUGAUAGGUACGAUGUGACAGAUGGAUAUCAGCGAGAAGCUGUUGGUGGAAUCACAAUCAAGCUCCAAUCUCCUGAUGUCAAGUGGUUUGAUGAUUAUUAUCUGAAGCUCCGGCCAGAAACAAACCUCCGAAACCCUUGGUUUCAAGAAUUUUGGCAGCAUCGUUUUCAGUGCCGACUGGAAGGAUUUGCGCAGGAGAACAGCAAAUACAACAAGACUUGCAAUAGUUCUCUGACCCUGAGAACACAUCAUGUUCAAGAUUCCAAAAUGGGAUUUGUGAUCAACGCCAUCUAUUCCAUGGCCUAUGGGCUCCACAACAUGCAGAUGUCCCUUUGCCCAGGCUAUGCAGGACUCUGUGAUGCAAUGAAGCCAAUUGAUGGGCGGAAACUUUUGGACUCCCUGAUGAAAACCAACUUUACUGGGGUUUCUGGAGAUAUGAUCCUAUUUGAUGAGAAUGGAGACUCUCCAGGAAGGUAUGAAAUAAUGAAUUUCAAGGAAAUGGGAAAAGAUUACUUCGAUUAUAUCAAUGUUGGAAGUUGGGACAAUGGAGAACUAAAAAUGGAUGAUGAUGAAGUAUGGACCAAGAAAAAUAACAUCAUCAGAUCUGUGUGCAGUGAACCAUGUGAGAAAGGCCAGAUAAAGGUGAUCCGGAAGGGAGAAGUCAGCUGUUGUUGGACCUGCACACCUUGUAAGGAGAAUGAGUACGUCUUUGAUGAGUACACCUGCAAAGCAUGCCAGCUGGGUUCCUGGCCCACUGAUGACCUGACAGGUUGUGAUUUGAUCCCCGUACAGUAUCUUCGCUGGGGUGACCCUGAGCCAAUUGCAGCUGUGGUGUUUGCCUGCCUCGGCUUGCUGGCCACCCUGUUUGUUACUGUAGUCUUCAUCAUUUAUCGUGAUACUCCGGUAGUCAAGUCCUCCAGCAGGGAACUCUGCUAUAUUAUCCUUGCUGGUAUCUGCCUGGGUUACUUAUGUACCUUCUGCCUCAUUGCAAAGCCCAAACAGAUUUAUUGCUAUCUUCAGAGAAUUGGGAUUGGUCUGUCUCCAGCCAUGAGCUAUUCAGCCCUAGUAACCAAGACCAACCGCAUUGCAAGAAUCCUGGCUGGCAGCAAGAAGAAGAUCUGUACCAAAAAGCCCAGAUUUAUGAGUGCCUGUGCCCAGUUGGUGAUUGCUUUCAUUCUCAUAUGUAUCCAGUUGGGCAUUAUUGUGGCCCUUUUCAUAAUGGAGCCUCCUGACAUAAUGCAUGACUAUCCAAGUAUUCGAGAAGUCUACCUAAUUUGUAACACCACCAACCUGGGAGUUGUCACUCCUCUUGGAUACAAUGGAUUGUUGAUUUUGAGCUGUACCUUCUAUGCAUUCAAGACCAGGAAUGUUCCGGCUAACUUCAACGAGGCCAAGUAUAUCGCCUUCACAAUGUACACCACCUGCAUUAUAUGGCUGGCCUUUGUGCCGAUCUACUUUGGCAGCAACUACAAAAUCAUCACCAUGUGUUUCUCGGUCAGCCUCAGUGCCACAGUGGCUCUAGGCUGCAUGUUUGUGCCGAAGGUGUACAUCAUUCUGGCCAAACCGGAGAGAAAUGUGCGAAGCGCCUUCACCACGUCUACCGUGGUGCGCAUGCACGUAGGGGAUGGCAAGUCAUCCUCUGCAGCCAGCAGAUCCAGCAGCCUAGUCAACCUGUGGAAGAGGAGGGGCUCCUCUGGGGAAACCCUAAGGUACAAAGACAGGAGACUGGCUCAGCACAAGUCGGAAAUAGAGUGUUUCACCCCCAAAGGGAGUAUGGGGAAUGGUGGGAGAGCAACAAUGAGCAGUUCUAAUGGAAAAUCCGUCACGUGGGCCCAGAACGAGAAGAGUAGGGGACAGCAUCUGUGGCAGCGGCUGUCGGUCCACAUCAACAAGAAAGAGAACCCCAACCAAACAGCCGUCAUCAAGCCCUUCCCCAAGAGCACCGAGAGCCGCGGGCUGGGUACGGGCGUGGGGGGCGCGAGUCCCGGGGCCUCCGGAGGCUUGGGCGGCGCGAGCUGCGCCAGCGCUAGCCCGGCAGGGCCCGAGCCCCCCGACGCGGGCGCCAAGGCGCUGUACGACGUGGCGGAGGCGGAGGAGCAGUUCCCUGCGCCCGCGCGGCCUCGCUCGCCUUCGCCCAUCAGCACUCUGAGCCACCGUGCGGGCUCCGCCAGCCGCACGGAGGACGACGUGCCCUCGCUGCACUCGGAACCCGCGGCGCGCAGCAGCUCCUCGCAGGGCUCGCUCAUGGAGCAGAUCAGCAGCGUGGUAACUCGCUUCACCGCCAACAUCAGCGAGCUCAACUCCAUGAUGCUGUCCACCGCUGCUCCUGGCCCCGGCGUGGGCGCCCCUCUCUGCUCCUCCUACCUGAUCCCCAAAGAGAUCCAGCUGCCCACGACCAUGACCACGUUCGCCGAAAUUCAGCCUCUGCCUGCGAUAGAGGUCACGGGUGGCACACAGCCCGCCGCCGGAGCCUCGCCGGCUGGGGGCGCUACCCCGGAGACCCCAGCGGCUGGUCCGGAGGCGGCGGCCGGCAAGCCGGACCUGGAGGAGCUGGUGGCUCUCACCCCGCCGUCCCCCUUCAGAGACUCGGUGGACUCGGGGAGUACGACCCCCAACUCUCCAGUGUCGGAGUCGGCCCUCUGUAUCCCAUCGUCUCCCAAAUAUGACACUCUUAUCAUAAGAGAUUACACUCAGAGUUCCUCGUCGUUGUGAACGUCACUGGAAACCACGCUGCGAUCCGCGUGCAGAGCAGAGACCUCCGUGUUCACACGGGGGGCGCAGUGACAUGCACAGUCAUCGGUUAGGACCUGAGGUAGAAGAUGACACGUUCAGCCUUGACGGAAACACGAGAUUAUAGUGCUAUUUCACAACAACCGACGAAGACAACAACUACAAAUCUUUUGGCAGAUUUUCUUCUAGUGGCCUUAGAAAACAUGGGCUUUUAAGAAACAUUGCUUAUAUUUUUGAGGGCUGACAAGGAGUCUGUUAAAACCGUUCCGUAACAAGUGCUUUGCUCUAGGGAAAGCAGUGAGCGUGAAACAGCAUAAAGGAGGGUGAAAGCAUAGUUAAUAAGCAACUGUAAAAAGUUUUAUUUGUUUACUUUAAUUCUUUUCCCAGAAGAGUCUUUGAUUCACCAAACAUGAAUGUACAUUUUCUAACAAACUCUUACAUCUGGGACCAAAACCUUUCUCGUUCUCGCUUUUUAUUUAUUUAUUUUUCCUUCCUUUAAAGACCUUGGAAAGCAGUACCUUGGGGCCCAGUACUUACAGAGGCGGGCGUGGUUGUGAGUAUGUCCCGUGCAUAACACACAACUGGAUAGUGAGUGCUGCGCUAAUGCACCUAGAGCUUCUACCUGAGACUUUCCUCUCCAAUUUGGUUGUGAAAUACUCUUCCAAAAGCCUGCGUCUGGAAUUCCACCUAGUUAUUUCAGAUUCACCUCCAUUAACCAAGAAAAACCAGUGGAAGAUUUCUUGACUAUUUCACCAUGUUGCCAAUCAAUACUGGAGUAGCAAAAAAAUAAUAAUAUUUUCUGGAAUACCGUUUUGUAAUUCCUCAUUGGGGUGCAUUGUGUAGCUGGAAUUUCUCUUUAUAAUAAUAAUUCUUGAGCUCCAGCCUGGCUAUCUGUUUCAUGAUAACACAGCCACUCCUCCUUAUGAAUGCUGUUCCGUUAGUGUUGCCAGCUAAAAUAUUAAAAUAUGCAUUUGGGCUUCUUCAUUCCUUUCUUUUGAGAACCUGAUGCACAAGAACUCCUCUGUUCUUUUUGAGUCCCACCACUGGAAGAGUGGUCCGUAGACCUAAUGAAGACUUUGUCACUAUUGGAGGGACUAUUGUUGAAAAAAUUAACACAAUAUUAAUACACUGGAAAUUUUAAACUGUGUCAAGUAAGCUUAGCAAAGAUUUUGCUAUGCCAAUGAGCAGUGAUUUUAUCUUUUCCUGGCUGCUUACACAGGGCAGCUAUGAACUAUGACAAACAUAGAUUUUUUUCAAAGCAAUACAGAAUACUGAAACAGAGGAACCUUAAUGAAUAUUAACAAGUCUUUCUUAGCCAUUCCAAAAAGAAAAGGCAAAGCAACUAUUAAUAUUUUCCUUUUUAAAAUAAGUAUUAAUAUGAUUUUGUGCACUUCAUACUGUCACUUUUUAAAUACUGCAGAAAAGAGAUUUAGAGUUAUAAUAAAAACAUAUGUGCUUUGAUAGGAUCGUAUAAGGUAGAAAUCAUAGCUCAAGACCUGAAUUCACUGUCAUCUCUUUAUUCAUCCCAUUGCAGCUAUCCUCAGGUACCAAAUGUUUUUGAUUUCUAAAUAAAGAUAGUAAUAAAAGGAGGAGGUGUCCUAUAAAUUAAAGUUCAGUUGACCCAGCCUUAUACUAAAGAUAGCCUUAUGAAAAAGAUUUGCUGUGAGGCAAAAGUCUAUUUUUGGCAGAGAGAAAAAUAAAUAGAACUUUUUCCUUUUAGCUCAAUAUCCUCAUUUUAAAUCUCUCAUCUACUUAGAAAAAAUGAGAAAUAGAAGACUAUCCAUUGGCAUAACUUAUUAUAUCCACUUUAAAAAGUUACAAGCAAUAUACUGCUUGUGGAUUUCCCUUUUCUGAUAUCUGUUCUUACUUGAAAUUUGAAGUCAGUUCUCCCAAUAUAAAACAUUAAAAGCUAAUGCUAAUUUACUAAAAUAUUAACGAUAAUCAACCUCCUAUGCCAGAUUUGAAAAUAACAUCAUCAGAGCACCCUGAUCCCAAAUGCGAAUGAGACUUUGGAAACAGAAAUGAAAUCCAUAAUAAUUUUUAUAGUUUCAUUGAAAGAAAAUGUCUCCCUCCACCUGAAAAACAAAUGUAAAUAUUUUGAAAUAUUAACACCCCUGAGUCCCCAUCAGAAAGGUGGCCCUCAUCUGGGGAUUACUGUCUUGAUUUCUUAGGUAUAUUUCUAAAUAUGCUCUAUUAUCUAAGUUUUAUAAUUUUUAUCAUUAAAUCCUUACAUUGAUUUCCAUUUUAUUCUCAAGUACAAUAAAUUUCACUCUAUUGACCAAAAAGAGACCAUUUUUAAAACUUUCUCCAUGAUUAAAUUCAUUUUUUUAAUUUUUCAGUAACAUAUUUCCUUAAAAAGUAUACCACUUUGAGAAACUUCAUUAGAAAUUAAAAUUUAAUGCAAAUAAACUUCCACCUGAUUAUUCCACAUGUCAUUAUCAACUGUAAUAAUAAAAAUAAUUUAUCCAAUUAGAGAAGAACAAGAUGUAUUUUUCUCUAUAUUUCUGUAACCUUUGACACAUCAUUAAAUACACUGUAUAUUGGACAUGAAAUUAUUAGUGAUACAUUCUUGAGAUCUUUUAUGUUGGAAUGAUGCUGUCUCUUUGCCAAUUCUAAUACCAGGUUCCAAGUAAUAACUCUAUAAUACAAAGAGAACUGAACAUUUACUGUAGGGCUAGGUAUGAACUUCACAACUCAUUGGGGUACCUAUUUAUAUUUCCUUGAAAACAAUUUGUUACUGGUGCCCAAUGAUAAUUCAGUCAGGACCUGUAUGUCUAAAAGGAAAGGGAAAGUAAAGGAAAAUACUAAGGAUCAGCAAAGUGACACUACUGGAGAGUCUGAUCCUGGAAAGAAAAAGAGAAGACCUGGGUUGAUCAUGUUUUACUGACUAAGCAAUCCACUCAUCUGUGGGAGAAGAGUGGGGCAGCCUGAGAAGACCAUAUCUGGAUUGGGUGAAAAAGUUAUUUUUAGGCUAGGAGUGGAAAACAGAAGGGGAGUAUGGAAAGGAAAAUCAUCAAAAAUUUGACUGAAGCAAGGGAAAAAAGCAAAUCCCCAAUGUGUUAUUCCUUGAAAGUAAGUCUUUUCCAAACUAUUGAUAUUACCAGCAAGAUCAGGAAGACUAGGAGUUAUUUCUGACUGUAAGUGAAUUGUAUAAUGGCUCUUUUGCAGUUCUGUGACUUCCAAACCAGGAAUUAAACACUUUUUUUUUUUUUUAAGAAAAACAAACAACAAAAACAAAAAACAAAAAACAAAAAAAACAGAACAAAACAAAAAAAACAACAAAAAAAAAUUUCCUAUACUAGUCUCCCAGCAAAAUGUACAUGUUUUGGAGACUUCAAAGGUAUUAUAUGAGUUCACAUUUAGCAACAGCUUAUUAAUAACCCUCAAGCUGUCAGAAUCUCUAUAGUUACCAUUUACAAUUUUAUACUGUGAAAAAAAUACAGAUCAGUGAAUGUGCAAAGAUAAAUUAGAAUUUCCUUUGAAGAAAUUUUGAGACCUGGGAGAUUCUCUACUGUCUAUUGAACAAUGAGCAUUGUAUAAAAUAGUUGGUUGAAUUUCACUGAUCUUCCCAAUGUGAACAAAUAUACUAUGUAUAUUGUGUGUAUUUCUAGAAUUCAAUGGCAGCUGCUGGUGGUGUUGUAAUUAGAAAUCUAUAUAGAAUAUAGAUGUUUUAGAGAGAUGGUGCCAAUCCUAAAAGAUUUGUGUGGGCUACAAGUGCUUGUACCUACUUUUUCUGCACUUAUAACUGAUUUGGUUUUACAAUUGUGUGCGCGUAUCUGUUUUUUCUGUUGUUGCAGCUUGUACUAUUAAAAUGAUAGAGAAUGUUAAAUUAUUUUGAUGUGAAUUGCAAAUGAUUUUUUUCAUAAAGUUUAACAUUUUUAUCAGCAAUUUUGCUUUGUACUUGUAUAAAUGUGUUUUAUUUUAGCAUUUUAAAAUACACUUGCCUGUUUCUCAGUUGUCCAAAUCAUGUUCUAUAGUUGGUGUUUGUGAAAGUCAGUUACUUUUUGAAAAAUAUUAAAAAAGAAACUAUGGUAUGACUUUAAGAUUAUUCCCCUCAAAUGUUUAGAAUAUUAUCCUAACAGUGUUUUCUAAGAUGAAAAGAGUCAUGCUAUUAAUUGAAAAAUUUGAAUGAUAUACACAUUUGAAUUAUGGGUUUAUGAAGUAGGCAGUGAACAAUAUAUUAAAGUUAAAAUAUAAAUCAACCACAAAUCAACUAGGUAUGCUGUCCUCAAAGACAUCUACGAACACCUUUUAAGAUGUAAAUUUGAAAAUGAAUUUUUAAAAGAAAUGUAGGGCAUAUAAUUUUUUUUAUGUCUAGGUAUAUAAAUUAUAGAAAUAGUUCCACAAUUUUCUAAGUGGAUAGACGUAACAUCACACAGAUAAAAUAGAUUAUGUCUAUGUGUAUGUCUAUGUGUCUAUGUGUAUUAGAAACAAUCAUAUAUAUAUGCAUAUAUAUAUAUAUAUAAAGAGAGAUUUUAAUUUUGGGUUUAUCUACAUGUGUGCUUGUGUAUAAAUGUGUAUUUGUGUGUAUGUA
Sciurus carolinensis (gray squirrel) is the source of this 8520-nucleotide messenger RNA. RefSeq names its product glutamate metabotropic receptor 5 (gene Grm5). The coding region runs from base 336 to 3968 and encodes 1210 amino acids. Gene Ontology annotation, cellular component: postsynaptic density membrane. The record is from RefSeq and is a predicted model, not a curated record. The transcript is spliced from 10 exons. Gene Ontology annotation, biological process: G protein-coupled glutamate receptor signaling pathway; trans-synaptic signaling by endocannabinoid, modulating synaptic transmission; regulation of synaptic transmission, glutamatergic. Lineage: Eukaryota; Metazoa; Chordata; Mammalia; Rodentia; Sciuridae. Gene Ontology annotation, molecular function: adenylate cyclase inhibiting G protein-coupled glutamate receptor activity; G protein-coupled receptor activity involved in regulation of postsynaptic membrane potential.